Molecule: messenger RNA, 3086 nt
Organism: Onychostoma macrolepis
Lineage: Eukaryota; Metazoa; Chordata; Actinopteri; Cypriniformes; Cyprinidae
Product: nuclear factor 7, ovary-like
Exons: 6
Coding region: 232-1602 (456 amino acids)
Molecular function (GO): protein binding; zinc ion binding
Source: RefSeq, a predicted model, not a curated record
CUGACGUGUUAUUUCUGCUUUCUGUCACACUGACUCUCUUCUCUACUGACAAAACCGAUAAAGAAUCAGCCGUCAGUGAAGAACCAAGAGAAACACUUUACAGAAGGAUCUUUGUGAAGUUUGUUUCUGAAUAGAUAGUAGAUGUUUGUGAUUCUCGUGGUGAUUCAUCUUUCAAACUGUUGUUCAGAAAGUGAAAGUAAAGUUUAGAUUGCUGGAGCUCAAAGAGUGGAAAUGGCUUCUCUAUCUGAAUAUGAUUUUUCUUGUCCUGUAUGUCAUGAAAUCUUCAAGAAUCCUAUUCUUUUAUCAUGUAGUCACAGUUUCUGUAAAGAGUGUCUUCAACAGUUCUGGAGAACCAAGAAAACUCAGGAGUGUCCCGUCUGCAGGAGAAGAUCCUCAAAGCAUUACCCUCCAGUUAAUUUGGCGUUAAAAAACUUGUGUGAGUCGUUCCUGAAGGAGAGAAAUGAGAGGCGUUCAUCAGGAUCUGAGGAGAUCUGCAGUUUACACAGUGAGAAACUCAAACUCUUCUGUCUGGAGGACAAACAGCUGGUGUGUGUAGUGUGUAUGAAUUCACAGAAACACGUCAAUCACACAUUCAGACCCAUUGAUGAAGUUAUUCCUUCAUAUAAGGAAGAGCUCAAUACAGCACUGAAAUCAUUACAGAAGAAACUUAAACACAAUGAAAGAAUGAAAGGAGAGUUUGAGAAAACAGUUGAACACAUCAAGUCUCAAGCUGAGCACACAGAGCGUCAGAUUAAACAGCAGUUUGAGAAGCUUCAUCAGUUUCUCAGAGAUGAAGAAGAAGCUACAAUCACUGCACUGAGGGAGGAAGAGGAGCAGAAGAAGCAGAUGAUGAAGGAGAAGCUGGAGGAGAUGAACAGACACAUCUCAGCUCUUUCACACACAAUCAAAGACACGGAGGAGAUGAUGAAAGCCAGUGACGUCUGCUUUCUGAAGGAGUUUCCAGUCUCAAUGGAAAGAGUCCAGAUCUCAUCACAGCCGGAUCCACAGACGCCUUCUGGAGCUUUGAUUCAUGUGCCACGUUACUUGGGCAACCUGCCCUUCAGAGUCUGGAAGAAGAUGCAGGACAUCGUCCAGAACACUCCUGUGAUUCUGGAUCCAAACACGGCUCAUCCACGUCUCCUUCUGUCUGAUGAUCUGACCAGUGUGAGAUACAGCGGUCAUCAACCUGUUCCUGAUAAUCCAGAGAGAUUUGACUGGUGCCUCUGUGUUCUGGGUUCAGAGGGUUUUAACUCAGGAACACACUGCUGGGAUGUGGAGGUUACACAGAGUUCAGUCUGGAGACUUGGAGUAACUACAGCAUCAAACCAGAGGAAGGGAGGGGGUUUCUUCAACACUGAUGUCUGGUGUGUGGACUAUGAUAAUGAAGGAUGGUCUUCAUGUUUUGGUUUUCGUGUUAAUCAGCAGCUUGAUCGUGUGAGAGUGAAUCUGGACUAUGACAGAGGAACGGUGUCAUUCUCUGAUCCUGUAACUAACACACAUCUACACACAUUCACAACCUCCUUCACUCACACACUCUUCCCUUUCUUCUGUUGUUAUGAUUUAUCUUCCUCUCUGAGGAUCUUAGCGAUCAAUAGUCAGUAAUCUGUAUCUCUGGAUCUUCCUGCUUUCAUCUUUCAUCAUGUUUCAAUAUUUAUUCCAGAUCACAUGAGUAAGAGACUGUUGAUCUGAACACAAGUGCAUUUAUUCAUCUUUAAAAAUGAAAAAUUAUUAAAACACGUGAUGAAGAGUUAAAAUAAAUCAUCUUAAUCAUAUCUGACUACUGAGAAACAGUGAUGAGUCACAAAUCCCUGUCCCUAACACCCUAGCAACAACAUAGCAACCACUCAGAACACCCUAGCAACCAUCCAGGGUAACCUAGCAACUGCAUAGCAACACCUAGAGUUGCAACGUUCCCAUAGUCUUCCAUAGAAACUGAAUGAAGUAAAGCGUGUCAUGGAGCAGCCAGUAGUUCAGCAUUGAAGCUCACUCAUUUCAGUGCUUCAGGAUUUUAAUUCAAUUAAAACUUUACAAUGAUACAUUGAAAAUAUAAUUAAUUGUCAUUGUCAUAUGUAAUUAUUAACUGCCAUCAUUAACUCCCGAUCAGUGUUGCCAAUUUGGGGAUUUUGUCGCCAAAUUUAGCUACGUUCUCAUUGUUGCUGCAACUUGUAUUGAUUUUUUGCGACAAGGAGCUAUUUUAGCUAUAUUUAAAUAAAAAUAGCGAUUUUUUUGGAUAUUUUAUUUUUUCCUCUCACUUCUCGAGUUUGCUCUCAAUCAUGCCAAUAGACGCGUUCGUCUUUAAGCGGCGCUGCACAGAAUGGUCAGUGUAUGACAUCAAAGUACCUCGAGAGCCAUUCGAAAGCAUCAGGAUCCAUCUGCUCUCUUAUCGCUCUCGCGGUACUUUGAUGUCAUACACUGACCAUUCUGCGCAGCGCCGCUUAAAGUCGAACGCGCCUAAUGAGUCUGCGCAGUGAACACACAUCAGUACAUCUGCCAUUCAGACAUGAUGACACACACCACCAUUUCAUUAUAAACAUCAAGAUGGUGGAGAAAAAAUAUGAUUGCAUCAGGGCACCAACUACUGUGCAUGAACAUCUUGUUUUAACCACAGACACAAAAGUUAUACCACAAUUCAUGCACAGUCAUGUCAACCAGAUACUGAGAGAGACAGUGCAGUGUCAUGUGUGCUGGGAUGCAGUAUUUUGCACUUACUUUGUAGUAAUAGAGUGUGUUGGCUGAAAUAAGUUUGCAUGAAUAAAGGUUUUGUUUUGGGAGAAUCAUAUUUGUUAUCUGUUGUAUUUGAGCAGGACCGGGAUGCGCUUUGGUGACACAUGAAACAAAUGCCCAACAUUAUGUGUCUUUACAUCAUUUCCAUCAUGUUUGAUGUGCUUGCAGAAUUUACUGAUUCAAAUGUGUCCUGUAGAGUUACAAGUAGGCCUAAGCAUUUCCUAAUUUCACUUUUUUUUUUUGUUAUAGGCCUACUUCAUCUUUUGUUAUAUAUAUUUUUAUACUGUCAUCAUUUGUAAAGUAGAUAUAUAUAUUUACUUUCCUUUACCUUUACCAAAUUUACCUGUAUUUACUUUCUUUUC